AUGAGAACUAAGACUUCAACAAAUCAGUUAUGCUGUUUGCUUCUCCAUCUACAUUCCUCCGAGAGGAUGUUAUAUCUCAGCGGCCUUAUCCUCGAGCGCGUUGAUGUCACUAACAACGAAUAUCGCCGUGUGGGACUAUUGGAGUACUCUAAAUGGAUUCCAGUCGAAAUUGGGCACAUCGGGAAAGUUCUUAUAGAAGAUCCAUUUCUAUCCACUUUUGGUGAUAUUGAACAGACAGGAGAUAAGUCACUGAUUGGCUGGUAA
This is a messenger RNA of Botrytis fragariae, 264 nucleotides long. RefSeq names its product putative heterokaryon incompatibility protein. The coding region runs from base 1 to 264 and encodes 87 amino acids. The transcript is spliced from 2 exons. The record is from RefSeq and is a predicted model, not a curated record. NCBI's taxonomy places the organism in Eukaryota, Fungi, Ascomycota, Leotiomycetes, Helotiales, Sclerotiniaceae.